AUGAGGAAGAAACUAUACCAGCCCAACCACCUUGUGAUCUUUGGAUCCUACAACAACCUUGGACUGAUGCAAAGGGGUCCUAAUCAACCUGAAAUCAAUGAAUUGGAAAGUGAUCAUUCUGAACUGGGUGACUCGAUAUUGAAUCUUGGAAUUGUAUUUGAACGAUGCAGCGAGCUUCGUGAGGCAGCUUACAAUUAUCAUCAAGCCCUUGAAAUCUAUGCCAAGCAUUACCCAGUGAAUCAUCACCUGUGCCAGACAGCAGAAGAAUGUUUAAAACGUGUCUCACAACAAGUAGAUCUAAAUAAUCCCAGUUUGAACAGGUAUGAAAACUUCAAAGCUCGCAUUUGGUCAUCAAUGAAGAAAAAUUUCAGGUGA
Pocillopora meandrina is the source of this 375-nucleotide messenger RNA. NCBI's taxonomy places the organism in Eukaryota, Metazoa, Cnidaria, Anthozoa, Scleractinia, Pocilloporidae. The record is from the annotation of a GenBank genome assembly.